AUGGCCAGCCUGGAGAGGCUUACCGAAUUAUAUGGCAAUAUCAGCAGACUUGACCCUCAGCUGCUUGAGGGCCUUCGACAGAUUCACGCGGAGGACCCUGCCUACCGCGAGCCCGAGGUGCCAGAGCUGACAACAACUGAUCCAGCUGAGGGCAUCUGCAUCGUGUGUCGCUGCGCCUGGUUUCUCCCGGUGCAGUUUGGGCCUUGCGGCCAUGUGUUUUGCGCCGAGUGCCUCUGGACUGUGCUCUGCCGUUCUUCUGCUCUCCCCGCGUGUAUGCUGUGCCAGUCCACCAAGACCAACUUCAGAUACCGAUCCGAUAUGCACAAGAUCUCGACUGACCGAUCCGACUUUGAUCGCGGGAGAUUCUCCAUAAUCCUACUCUAUAUGAAACUACAAUUUCUGGAUGACGCAUACGCUUCCUGGAAUAUCGGAUCCAAUGACUACAAGGCUUUCGAGGCGGAUGUUAAUACGGAUGUGGAGGCCACUGAGGGAAUUGAUCCAGAAACGCUGUCUGCACUAGAGAAGCAGGAAGGCCACUGUGCCGCCGGACCUGACGAGGAUGGCGAUGAAUGGGUGGACGAGGAUAGCGACGAGGAGGAUUCCAAUCACCUGCUAAUUCUGCUCCACCGAGUCCCGGUUCGGGCCUUAAAGGGGAUGCUUCGCCGAAUCCGGUUUGCUCGAGUCGUCGUCCAGCAACGCUUGGAGGAAUUGGCUCCCAACUACAGAGCAUGGUGA
This is a messenger RNA of Uncinocarpus reesii 1704, 735 nucleotides long. RefSeq lists its product as uncharacterized. The record is from RefSeq and is a predicted model, not a curated record. Bases 1 to 735 code for a protein of 244 amino acids. NCBI's taxonomy places the organism in Eukaryota, Fungi, Ascomycota, Eurotiomycetes, Onygenales, Onygenaceae. The transcript has a single exon.